Molecule: messenger RNA, 1793 nt
Organism: Betta splendens (Siamese fighting fish)
Lineage: Eukaryota; Metazoa; Chordata; Actinopteri; Anabantiformes; Osphronemidae
Gene: trmo
Product: tRNA methyltransferase O
Exons: 6
Coding region: 114-1499 (461 amino acids)
Source: RefSeq, a predicted model, not a curated record
GCGUUCACAAACUCCCACGUGCGUCUUGUUGCCCGUUGGUGUUGAAUAGCAGCGAUUAGCCCAAAGCUAGCUAAGGCCUUUAGUGUUGUGCUGUCAUCGUGUUUGUCUGUGACAUGAGUCCUCAGUGUGUCUGCGGCGGAGAGCACGUCAAUAGGCUGAAUCAGCAGGUUUCUGUGAUGAGAAAAGAAAUCAAGAAUCUGAGGCAGAUGUUGGACAAUGCGCUGCGAGCGCAUCGUAAACAGAUGACGUCCCUUCAGUCUGCUGUCACACAGGUCGGACUCUGCAACAGAGACGAGACACCAUUAACACCUUCACCAUCACCUCCACCAACAUCCCCGCAGGCAGCGUUAGAGCAAGGAACCAUCCAGACUGCACCGAUUGGUUACAUCAGUUCCUGUUUCUCUGUGAAGAACGGGACCCCCAGACAACCCACCGUUUGUGGACCAUCAAGAGCAGAACUGCGCCUCCAGCAGCACGUCUUCACUAACCCAGAUCACGCUCUGGUGGGUCUGGAGCAAUACUCCCAUGUCUGGAUCAUUUUUCUCUUUCACAAAAACGGGCACCUGAGUUACAAAGCCAAAGUGAAGCCUCCCAGACUGAACGGCCAGAGAGUUGGGGUGUACUCGACACGCAGUCCACAUCGCCCGAACGCCUUGGGCCUAACUUUGGCUAAGUUGGAUAAAAUUGUUGGGGACACUAUACAUCUGUCAGACAUAGACAUGAUUGAUGGGACUCCAGUCCUGGACAUCAAGCCCUACAUUCCUGAGUAUGACUCCCCUCACACCAGGGUUGUCAUGGACUCUGAGCCUUAUGAUUCAAAUCCAAUUACAGAGACGGAGUCAAGUGUCUUAAUCUUUUAUGAAGCCUCAGAAACUGAUUCAGUUCAGUCAAAUGUAAAACAUCAAGGAACUUAUGAUGAUGUGGGGAGGCUUCUUUUCAGGGACACAGCUGAAAAUGUUGUUCCAGUCACACAUUCAUCCAAAGGCAAUGUACAGUCUUCCCUGCCCAAAGACCUGUGUAGUGUUCUGGAAGAGGUUAAGGCCUAUGUGAGCCAAAGCGAUGACAGUUUAAGUAAGGUCCAGGCGUCAUUGUCUCCCCAAAACAAGCCUCCUGAGCCUAAAGUGGACCGGCCGUGCUAUAGAGAAGAGGCCUACAGUACCAUCGCUGGCUGGAUCAGAGAGCCUCCUGUUGUCAGUCUGGAUGUACGCUUCACCUCUCAUGCUCAGAGGGAGUUAGCAGAAUUCCUGCCCUCACACCUGUCAGGGUGCCCUAAAAGCGACAGACCCCAAUUCAAGUUUCUGCGCAGUCCAGAGGAGGCUGCAGCCGCCAUCAGAGGAGUUCUGUCUGCAGACCCACGUUCAGUCUAUAGGAGAACACGCUGCAGAGACAGACUCUUCUUCUUCACCCUUGACACGGCUGACAUCACGUGCUGGUUUGGACAAGGCUUUGCUGAGGUGCUGCAGGUCCGACCUGUUGAGCUCCACGUGGCCUCAAUGUAAAAACAUUUUCAGGGAAAACUUUGAAACUACAUUUACAAUAGUUUGCAGACAAACCGUUUGUAGAAUGUUUCUCCUCUUUCCAUGCAAGUUCACAUACAUUUUGAUCCAUUUUGGUGAUUAAAUAAAGAGUAAAGUUUUGAAAUAAGUUUUUUUUUUUUCCUAUCUCUUGCUCUUGAACAAACUGUAAAGUGAUGUCUGUUGCAGUAUUUCAUUGUCAGGAUUCUACUGACUGAUGAUUCUUCACCUAUAGUGAAAUGUGUGAAUAAAUAAAAUAAUAAAUACACUAGAAAUGUC